Pectinophora gossypiella (pink bollworm) is the source of this 1372-nucleotide messenger RNA. RefSeq names its product ELMO domain-containing protein 2. The transcript has 2 exons. The record is from RefSeq and is a predicted model, not a curated record. Lineage: Eukaryota; Metazoa; Arthropoda; Insecta; Lepidoptera; Gelechiidae. Gene Ontology annotation, molecular function: GTPase activator activity. Bases 79 to 1020 code for a protein of 313 amino acids.
UUGUCACUGAUUGUCAUGACAACGAAAUCCUUAACAUACGCGGUUACUUUUGUACAUAAAUGAUAAGUUACAAUAGAAAUGUCUUUCUUUAGUAUUUGGUCUGCGUUACAAUGGUAUCUCCGACCAAUUAUCAAGUGGUUUCUUAGGAAAACAACUCGGCUGUGCGAGCUGCAAAGAAUAUGCUAUGGCGAGAAAGCUGGUGCAGCCAGGUCUUGUAAUGUGGAGAAAUCUUUGAUGCUGUCACGAACCAGAGACGUUAAGGAAGUGGUUUCAUACCUAGAUGGUACAGUAUUAGAACGGCGAUUCGUCCCAGCUAAUUUCCGACACAUACUUGACCCUUCUGUUGGUAUCAUCUUGAGAGUGAAGAAAAUAAACCCGAGUCUUCAUGGAUCGUUUGUUGUUUCGUUCCGACGAUGUUUAGAACAGAUUUGGAGUUAUAGAUUGUUACUCGAUGAAGUGGAGGAACUUCGCAAGCUACAGUAUGAUAGCAAUGACCAGGAACAUGAGGAGAAAUUGCUCAGACUGUGGAGUUUGCUGGUACCCGGUGAAGAGCUUGAGGGUCGAGUUACUAAGCAGUGGCAGGAUAUUGGUUUUCAGGGGGAUGAUCCAAAAACUGACUUCCGAGGAAUGGGAGUGCUGGGCCUAGAUAAUCUUCUCUUCUUCGCGUCAGAGUACCCUCAAGCAUCAAGCCAUGUCCUUAGUCACUCUCUGCAUCCAAAGUAUGGUUAUACUUUUGCAGUGGUAGGCAUCAACAUCACUUCCAUGGCAUACUAUCUACUAAAAGACGGGUCUGCUAAGACAUACAUGUUCAAUGCCAAGAGACACUUGCCCAGUAUUCAUUUGUUCCAUAGGUUUUACUGUUAUUUGUUCUACGAAUUUGAUAAGUUAUGGAUAGAGUCUAAGCCACAAAAUAUGAUGGAAUUUUCUAUCAUAUUUAAAAAAUUUGAAAAUGCUGUCAGAACUGAAUUAGCUGAUCCGGCUUCUGUGUUCCGAAUUAAUAUAGAAGUAGAUACUGUGUGAGCUAGUCAAUAAUUAUUUAAUUUUGUAUUGUAGUAUGCAAAUAGCAAACAUCAAAUGCAUUUAGUGUGUACCUUCUUGAUUAUAUGGGGAUAUUAUUUUAUUAGUGUGUAAAGUCACUGAAGAUGUGUUAUACAGGGCUAUCUCAAGCCUUUAUAAUAGUUCCAAUAUGCUGUAUUUUUCGAGGAAUAACUGUUGUACUAGGUUAAGAAACUUAUUAUUUAUUCUAACUUAUGCUUCAUGAAAUCUCAUCACUCAUUAGUUCAUCACAUUUGCACAAAUAUAAGAUUAUAAUUAGAAUGUGACAGACAAUGUAAAUCACAAUAAAUAAAUAAAUAUAAUUAAAUGUAUAAAA